UAUCACCCCCAAUAACAGUAUAAUGUGACAAAUUGGUAUUUGAAAUAGACAUCCUUAAUAGUAUGAUAUCAUCAUUUAAAAUAUGCAUCGUUACACGCUUUUGUUUAUUUAUUUAAUUUUUUUUUGCUGUCAAACGUGAUAAAGAUUAAAAGACAAACGAAUGAAUCACUAGUUUUAUAAAGAGUGCCAAUCAUAAUUUCUCCCACAUAAAUAUCGGCAUGCCACAAUUCCAAAAAGAGGACUAUUUAUCUUUACAUGGCCUGAUACACAGUAAACUGACUCAACCCAUUCUCUCUUUGUUUAGUUUUCUUUUCUCACUACCUUAUCUAAAAGAUAUAUCAGAGUUUAGAGUUUCUUUACAUAAUCCAGAACAUAAACCAUAAACGAGUCGAUUUAACCGUAAGCAUUAGAGUGGCGUGACUUUCGCGAACACAGAAGGAAAAGUAGAAAAGAGUAAAAAAAAAUAAAUACAUUCAUUGCCUAUGAUCCUUGCCCUACUCUAUCCUUGGGUGGAAUUAAAUUCUGCACGCCUGCGGCGUUUGGAAUCAAGCCAGCCAGCAGCUCAACCAUGCAAUUAUUCUCUAAUUCUAAAACAUACCACAGCAACCUGUUGAAUGUGCAGAGCGGCGUCACAACUUCAGUGUCUACCUUUGUAUCGUAUUUGCUUGAGAGUGUCUUGUUAAGUAUGCGUCGCCAGGUGGUGGAAGCUCGACGCGCUCUGGUCAACCUGGUCGGCCGACCGCCCAUGUAUGAACUCUUGGCUAGAGUUCAUAGGUAUGCGGCCGCGGACAAGAUUCUUGUGUUGUGGUCAACUUCUGACUGGAAGUGGGAACUGUUGGAUUAUGUUUGGAAAAUAGCUUGCGAUGAAGCUUCUUUUAUGAAGUUGGAAAGCAUGGUUAGAGGGAAAUGUUUAACUUAUUUAGCUGACCAAGUUCACCAUGCUGUUAUAGAUAUUUGCCCUUUGUGUAAGCUUGAAAAAUCAAAAGAGCUUAUACAAAGAGCAAUUCUUGAAAAUGAUUUCAUGAAAAACCUGGAAAACUACCAAAUUCGUGAGAUCACAGAGUGUAUGUACCCUAUAGAAUAUGGGCAAGAUACUGUUAUCAUCAAGGAAGGGGAAGUUGGCAGUAUCGUCUAUGUCAUGGAAGAGGGUAAAAUUGAAGUUUCAAAAGGUAACCAAUAUUUAUGCACUCUUGGCCCUGGAAAGGUCUUUGGAGAACUAGCUAUCCUAUAUAAUGGCACAAGGACCGCUACAAUCACAGCUCUCACUGACUGUAGACUAUGGGCGAUAGAGAGGCAGUGUUUUCAGACCAUCAUGAUGAGGUCUGGUUUAGUGAGACAAGCACAAUACACAGACUUCUUAAAAAGUGUUCCAACAUUCAGGAAACUUAAAGAAGAAAUUCUACUCAAAAUUUCUGAUGUCUUAUAUGAGCAUAGUUUUAAAAUGGGAGAAUACAUUAUUCGACAAGGUGCCGGUGGAGAUACGUUUUACAUCAUUAGUCGGGGAAAAGUGAAGGUUACUUUAAAUGACCCAGACGAAUGCAAAGAGAAGUUUGUGAGGACAUUAGGCUGUGGCGACUUUUUUGGUGAAAAAGCUUUACAAAGCAGCAAAGAUGUGAGGACUGCCAAUAUAAUUGCAGAUGAUCCUGAAGAAACCACAUGUUUAGUCAUUGAAAGAGAAGCUUUCCAUCAAUUAAUUAGUCAUAUUGAUGAAAUCAAAACGAAGAGAUAUGAUGAAGAUGCUAAUUCCAGGAAGAAAGCCAAUGAAGUAUUUUCUGACCUUAAAUUGAGAGAUUUACGAUUUAUAAAAACUCUUGGUGUUGGAGGAUUUGGAAGAGUAGAACUUGUUCAAAUUCAAGGUGAUUCCACUUGUUCCUAUGCUCUUAAAGUCAUGAAAAAAGCUCAAAUUGUAGAAACUCAUCAACAAGAUCAUAUUUUAUCUGAAAAAGUCAUAAUGGAAGAAUCUAACUGUGAUUUUAUAGUCAAAUUAUAUCGCACAUUCAAAGAUCAAAGGUACCUUUAUAUGUUAAUGGAAGCUUGUUUGGGUGGAGAGCUAUGGACAUUACUUAGAGAUAGAGGGCGAUUUGAUGAUGCGACUACACGUUUUUAUUGUGCUUGUGUGAUUGAAGCCUUUGAUUAUCUGCACUCUAAAAAUAUAAUUUAUAGAGAUCUGAAGCCUGAAAAUAUGUUGUUGGACUCAGAUGGAUAUGUUAAAUUGACUGACUUUGGUUUUGCCAAAAAACUGCCCAAUGGUCGUAAGACUUACACCUUUUGUGGCACUCCAGAAUAUGUUGCACCAGAAGUGAUAAUGAAUAAGGGUCAUGAUACAUCUUGUGAUUUCUGGUCUCUUGGUGUUCUCAUGUAUGAGUUGCUAACUGGAGCUCCUCCUUUCUCUGGAAAUGAUCCUAUUAACACAUAUUCCAUUAUAAUGAAGGGCAUUGAGCAUGUCAAGUUUCCCAUAUCUAUAUCGAAGAACGCUAGUACUUUAAUAAAAAGGCUAUGCAAGGAAAAUGUGAAUGAAAGAAUUGGUUACCAAAAAGGUGGUAUUAAAGAACUCAGAAAACAUCCGUGGUUUGAAGGUUUCAACUGGGAUGGAUUAGUCAAUCGAAAUUUAGUUGCACCUAUUUUGCCAAGAGUGCGAAAUUGCAUAGAUACCAGUAAUUUUGACACUUUUCCUCCAGAUAUGAGCGGUCUGCCUGCUGAUGAUAUUUCUGGAUGGGACAAGGAUUUCUAAACAAGACUUUGUUUCUGCAUUUUGAUUAAAUUAAUUUUUUUAUUUGUUUAACUAGCACUGAAAUUUGUGUCAGUGUGAUACACUCAACAUUGACAAUCAUAUGCGUAAUUGUCAAGAUGACAAUCACAUACUAAGUGUAGAAAUUUAAAUACUUAUUUUUUGAAAUAUAAAAUAAUCAUAAUAUAUUUUACAGAGUGACUUAAAAAAAUAUUUAAUUUAUUUUAAGAUUGGUCACAUAUUUUUUUACCUACUAUGAAAUUGACACUCUCUUGAAAUCAUUAAUGACCAACACAAUUUUUAAAAUAUAUAAUUAUCCAUAUUAUUAUUGUAUAAUCUAUCUCUCUAUUAGGUUUUACACUUUAAAAAAAUAGAUUUCUCGAAGACUGUGAUAAUCUAAAAAUGUUUUUGUAAAUUUUGAAUUAAAGUAAUGCUUUUACAUUUUUAUUAAAUCCAGAGACUUUUGAAUUCACAACCUAAAGUACACCAAUGAGCUUAUGGGAGAUAAUGAUGUACUAUGUUGAUGAUUCAAAUAUUUAUGAUGUAUUAUUCUUGUAUGAAUGAGAAUAUGAACUUUUUUGUUGUGUAUAGGACCUUAUGUCAUGUUAAUUGUAUAAAUGUACAUAUUUGUAUGUAUUAUGAGCUCAAUCUGAUCAAUAAAGAUUAUUAAGUUAUAAA
Parasteatoda tepidariorum (common house spider) is the source of this 3406-nucleotide messenger RNA. RefSeq names its product cGMP-dependent protein kinase 1. Gene Ontology annotation, molecular function: cGMP-dependent protein kinase activity; ATP binding. NCBI's taxonomy places the organism in Eukaryota, Metazoa, Arthropoda, Arachnida, Araneae, Theridiidae. Gene Ontology annotation, biological process: protein phosphorylation. The record is from RefSeq and is a predicted model, not a curated record.